Eptesicus fuscus (big brown bat) is the source of this 1506-nucleotide messenger RNA. RefSeq names its product potassium inwardly rectifying channel subfamily J member 3 (gene KCNJ3). NCBI's taxonomy places the organism in Eukaryota, Metazoa, Chordata, Mammalia, Chiroptera, Vespertilionidae. The coding region runs from base 1 to 1506 and encodes 501 amino acids. Gene Ontology annotation, cellular component: plasma membrane. Gene Ontology annotation, biological process: regulation of monoatomic ion transmembrane transport; potassium ion import across plasma membrane. Gene Ontology annotation, molecular function: G-protein activated inward rectifier potassium channel activity. The transcript is spliced from 3 exons. The record is from RefSeq and is a predicted model, not a curated record.
AUGUCUGCACUCCGAAGGAAAUUUGGGGACGAUUACCAGGUAGUGACCACCUCGUCCAGCGGUUCGGGCUUGCAGCCCCAGGGGCCGGGCCAGGGCCCGCAGCAGCAGCUGGUGCCCAAGAAGAAGCGGCAGCGAUUCGUGGACAAGAACGGCCGGUGCAAUGUACAGCACGGCAACCUGGGCAGCGAGACGAGCCGCUACCUCUCGGACCUCUUCACCACCCUGGUGGACCUCAAGUGGCGCUGGAACCUCUUCAUCUUCAUCCUCACCUACACCGUGGCCUGGCUCUUCAUGGCGUCCAUGUGGUGGGUGAUCGCCUACACGCGGGGCGACCUAAACAAAGCUCACGUCGGCAACUACACGCCCUGCGUGGCCAAUGUCUACAACUUCCCCUCCGCCUUCCUCUUCUUCAUCGAGACCGAGGCCACCAUCGGCUAUGGCUACCGCUACAUCACCGACAAGUGCCCCGAGGGCAUCAUCCUCUUCCUCUUCCAGUCCAUCCUCGGCUCCAUCGUGGACGCUUUCCUCAUCGGCUGCAUGUUCAUCAAGAUGUCCCAGCCCAAGAAGCGCGCGGAGACCCUCAUGUUCAGCGAGCACGCGGUGAUUUCCAUGAGGGACGGCAAACUCACGCUCAUGUUCCGGGUGGGCAACCUGCGCAACAGCCACAUGGUCUCCGCGCAGAUCCGCUGCAAGCUGCUCAAGUCUCGGCAGACACCUGAGGGUGAGUUCCUUCCCCUUGAUCAACUUGAACUGGAUGUAGGUUUUAGUACAGGGGCAGAUCAACUUUUUCUUGUUUCCCCCCUCACGAUUUGCCACGUGAUCGAUGCCAAAAGCCCCUUUUAUGACCUAUCCCAGCGAAGCAUGCAAACUGAACAGUUCGAGAUUGUCGUCAUCCUAGAAGGCAUUGUGGAAACAACUGGGAUGACUUGUCAAGCUCGAACAUCAUACACCGAAGAUGAAGUUCUUUGGGGUCAUCGUUUCUUUCCUGUAAUUUCCUUAGAAGAAGGGUUCUUUAAAGUUGAUUACUCCCAGUUCCACGCAACAUUUGAAGUCCCCACCACACCUUACAGUGUGAAAGAACAGGAAGAAAUGCUUCUUAUGUCGUCCCCCUUAAUAGCACCAGCCAUAACUAACAGCAAAGAAAGACAUAAUUCUGUGGAUUGCUUAGAUGGCCUAGAUGACAUUAGUACAAAACUUCCAUCUAAGCUGCAGAAAAUGACUGGAAGAGAAGACUUUCCCAGGAAACUCUUGAGGAUGAGUUCUACAACCUCAGAAAAAGCCUACAGCUUGGGAGAUUUGCCCAUGAAACUUCAACGAAUAAGCUCAGUUCCUGGCAACUCAGAAGAAAAACUGGUAUCUAAAGCCACCAAGAUGUUGUCUGAUCCCAUGAGCCAGUCAGUGGCUGACCUGCCACCAAAGCUUCAAAGGAUGGCUGGGGGAGGAGCCAGGAUGGAGGGAAAUCUCCCAGCCAAAUUAAGAAAAAUGAACUCUGAUCGAUUCACAUAA